Molecule: messenger RNA, 2838 nt
Organism: Gaeumannomyces tritici R3-111a-1
Lineage: Eukaryota; Fungi; Ascomycota; Sordariomycetes; Magnaporthales; Magnaporthaceae
Product: zinc finger protein GIS2
Exons: 4
Coding region: 117-896 (259 amino acids)
Biological process (GO): positive regulation of cytoplasmic translation
Cellular component (GO): cytoplasm
Molecular function (GO): translation regulator activity; zinc ion binding; single-stranded RNA binding
Source: RefSeq, a predicted model, not a curated record
CAUCCACACUUUCUCCUCCCUCACCCCUCCCUCUCGUUGAAAGGUCUUCUUCGCUUCGUAUCAACGGAUAGAAUCGCUACCCAGACAUCCUACUUUCGUUAUUUCGUCUCGGCUGAAUGACCUUCGCAGGCUUGCGCAGGCUGCUGUGGAAGUUGGACGUGAGGCCACACAGGAUAUCCCGCAACGUGAACAGUUUCCAACGAUCCGAGGCCAUGUCUUCGCUUUCUCGUCGGGCCUGCUACAAGUGCGGCAAUGUCGGCCACUACGCUGAGGUUUGCUCCUCCGCCGAGCGCCUCUGCUACAACUGCAAGCAGCCGGGCCACGAGUCCAACGGCUGCCCCCUCCCGCGGACCACUGAGGCAAAGCAGUGCUACCACUGCCAGGGCCUAGGCCACGUCCAGGCCGACUGCCCAACCCUUCGCCUGAGCGGCGCCGGCGCCGGUGGCCGCUGCUACAACUGUGGACAGCCGGGUCACUUGGCUCGCGCCUGUCCGAACCCCGCUGGUGCGAACAUGGGCCGAGGCGCUCCGGUCCCCCGCGGUGGCUUCACUGGCGGAUUCCCCCAACGUGGUGGCUUUGCGGGCGGCCCUCGACCUGCCACCUGCUACAAGUGCGGUGGCCCGAACCACUUCGCUCGUGACUGUCAGGCACAGGCGAUGAAGUGCUACGCAUGUGGCAAGCUCGGCCACAUCUCGCGCGACUGCACCGCUCCCAACGGCGGCCCGCUGAACACCGCCGGAAAGACAUGCUACCAGUGUGGUGAGGCCGGCCACAUCUCAAGAGAUUGCCCCCAAAAGAACGCCAACACCGAGGCUCCGGCCGCCGAAGCCCCUCUUGCGGCCGACCCAUCCGUCAUCGCCGCCGCCCCGGCUCCUCCCAUCGCUCCGGUUGCGUAAAGCCCUCACCACACCUCGCCGAUCCAUUCUCCCCCUCGGGGCAGGUACUCUUUCAACCUUGUCUUGGGUCAGGGUGAGGCGUGACGCAGCGUCUAUCGCGGCCAUCAUGGGCCUGAUGAGCCCAAACACCUCCUUUUGAAUCCUGGCCCCAUAACUUUCUUUGGGCACUUAUUGCCCCUGUUUUACUCUCAUCUUUUGACUUUAUGCGUCUCCAAAGCUCCUCCCUUCUCUCCAUUUUCUUUUCCUUCUUUCCGUUUGGUUAUCCCCGUGAUCUUGGCACUUUGCGACCUAGUUCUUGUUUCGGGACGGCGUACUCGGUUCUCGUUCUUCGUCGACGCAGAUUCCUCUCAUGAUUCCUUCUCUUCUUCUUGCUUCUUUUUGGCUCUGCCGCAGCUUCAAGGCUUAGUUUCAGAUCGUCUCGCUCCCUUCUUGAGAACGAAAAGAAGAACCUCGUGGUGGCGUCAGUCAUACGUGCCCCCAGCUGCGGCAAAGUGCUUGGACUCUCAAAAAUCAAUUUCCCAUAUUUUAACCUUCAUCACAUCCUCGCAGCAUUCAUUUUCUCUUCUCUUUUCGUUCGCGGUCCGACAAAAAGCACAUCCUUUGUUUGCGACAAACCCUCAUCCCCUUUUAGGAUAUACCCCCUCGGCGCCGGAGAUGACAACGAGUUACGAUAUUCACGGUUUCAGUUUUGCUGGUUGAGGACUCACAUUCGACCAUGGAAGGGCAAGCUAUUGGUUACUAGGCCAUGCAUUCCCGCAAGGACCACCGCGCCAUCUGAGCUUCUCGCAAGCCAUCCCAAUGUCUCGCCUCAACCGACGUGCAAGAAGCUUAGGAGGCUUAGAGCUGCCCCAGAGAUGUUACAGGAGACAAAAUCUCGAUUUCUGUUCCCUGGGAUUCUAGGCCGGGGUUAUCAGGCUUCUGCUUCUCGGCGUAGGCCAGCGCGGUGGGAGGAUGGAUGGCCGGGGGCGCCCGGCAGGCUCGUUGAUGUUGGGGAGCGGCAACCAUGCAGCAAGGAGGAUAAAUGGCGGAGUGGAGGACGAAAGGAAGCGAACGGAAGAUCCUGCAACGAUGCUCGCUCGGAGGACUGGGGGUGAUGAAGGUGCGAUGGUCGGUAGGGACGCCUUGUCUUGUGUACUCGAUCGGAAUUGUAGAAACAAACGAAGUGGAGAAAGCAGUUCGGCUCUCGCGUGUGGUGUUGUUUUUGUGUUGGCGCGUGGGCGAGUGUACACGCUUGGGAGUACUGGCGUUUGUCUCUAUCCCGGUUGGCGCCUGGUGUUUAGGAGAAAAAGUGGUUAAAACAAAAGUCCGGCGAUGAGGUCUGCUUGUUUUGUAUGAACAGGGAUGGGCGGCUGAUUCUUCUUAUUGGCGGUUCCAAAAUAGGAAGCAGUAGGCACAACAAGAGCAAGUGCUUCCUGUUGGCUGGAAGUGUUUCAGACCUAGGCGUGGAAGAAGAUGUAGAACUGCUUUCCAAAAUCUGUGAUGCACACGGUAAUAUCUACGAAUCGGAGGAGAUCGUCAUCUAACAUCUGGUCGAAAGUUGCAGUCAGCCUUGGGGGAGGUGGCAAUGUCGAGGCUGCUGGCCGACUCCACCAUUCAGCUGUGGAAAAGGAGAGCACAGCCUGCAGGGAGUGGAACAAAACAAGUCAAUGAUCGACUACGAGAAUCAUGCCCAUUGUAUACUGGCAGGGAAUCAACAGUGAACAGCGAUAUGGAGAGAUGGACCGUGAGUUCUCUCGGCCUAUCCCUAACUUCUGAGAUCGGUCACUGGAUAACGCACCACCUUGGGCUGAUUUGAUUGUGCAUCUCGCGCUCUCCAUCAGAUGAUCAAGGCUUCUCCGGCCAUUGUGCUGAUCCACCAUACAUAUGGCCACACAAACAUGGCUGGUGCGCGAGGUACUACAUGCGCCCCAAGGCAGCCCCUUAUAAUCAAAUCAGCCUUGCA